This is a messenger RNA of Acanthoscelides obtectus, 990 nucleotides long. The record is from the annotation of a GenBank genome assembly. NCBI's taxonomy places the organism in Eukaryota, Metazoa, Arthropoda, Insecta, Coleoptera, Chrysomelidae.
UGGAUACUGUGUGAACAUUUGAUGAUUUUAUAAAUCAGGAAAAAUGGAACUAGAAGAUACCUACGAACAUGAAUUGUCCGAUGCUGUAAUUGUCACGAACAAUGCACAAUGGAUACAAAUUGUUCUUGUGUAAGGAGAAGUGGCACAUACUAUCAAUACAAAUCAAUAAAGAGUCUUGAGGAAUAUACGAUAGAAGAAAAGAAUAAUAAUAAUUGCAGUUAUGAAUGUAACAGUAAUUGUAAAUGUGGAACAUACUGUGGGAAUAGAUUAGUUCAAUAUGGACCUAGAAAAGACUUGGUAGUUGAAGAAACCUCGGAUAAAGGCUUGGCACUUUAUACUAGUAAAAAAAUACCUAAAGGCUGUUUUGUAUGUGAAUAUGCUGGGGAAAUAAUCACAGAAGCUGAGGCUAGCAAGAGAUUUAAAUCGAAUACAGACAAACCAAAUUACAUUUUUUGCAUCAAGGAAAAUUAUGCUGAAAAAGAAGUUAGGACAUACAUAGACCCAACUUUUUAUGGAAACAUAGGAAGGUACAUCAACCACAGCUGUGAACCAAACACAAAACUUUUUAUUUUGAGAGUAGACGAUACUGUACCAAUAUUAGGAAUAUUUGCAGACAAAGGCAUAGAUGAAGGUAGUGAGAUUACAUAUAGCUAUGGAACAGUAAAUGUUAAUAAUAUAUCCGGAAAGAAAUGUUUUUGUGGAACGGAAACGUGUAAGGGGUUUUUGCCAUUUGAUCCUUCAGUGAGUGACACUCAGCACCAAGACUAUCUCGAGCCAUGAAGAGGCACACAAGAGCAUGGACCCUGCAUCUGAAGAGGUCCCAGAGCAGCGUGAAAACUGGAACUUUACUGUGUGGUGUGGGGCAAUGUGACUACUUACACAGUUUUUGAAAUUCCACUGAUUUUUUCGGCAUUUAGAAGUCCCCCAUCAAGCUGAGCCACUGAUCACAGGAUACAGAUAGAAUAAAUUAGUAUAUAACAAAUAAGUCCC